Messenger RNA from Eucalyptus grandis, 594 nucleotides. RefSeq lists its product as uncharacterized. Lineage: Eukaryota; Viridiplantae; Streptophyta; Magnoliopsida; Myrtales; Myrtaceae. The transcript has a single exon. Bases 1 to 594 code for a protein of 197 amino acids. The record is from RefSeq and is a predicted model, not a curated record.
AUGUCAAAGCCCGACCACGAGUCGCUGAGCUAUGCCGACGAGGAGGCGAAGCGCAAGAAGAGGAUGAAGUGGACGAUCGGCAUCACCGCCUUCGUCAUCCUCCAGGUCGUCCAGGCCCUCUUCUUCGUCCUGGUCAUCAUGAAGUUCAAGUCACCCAACUUCAGGGUCGCCGAGUUCGAUGUCCAGACCUUGAACGUCGGGACUCAGGCCUCGCCCUCGUUCGACAUGAGCUUCGUCGCCCCUAUCCGGAUCAAGAACACCAACUGGGGUCCCUUCAAGUACGAUGCAACUGCAAUCGACUUCACUUACGGAGGCGUUCAGGUUGGGCAAGCGACGAUUCCAAAGAGCAAGGCCAACUUCAAGUCCACCAAGAAGAUCGAUGUGAGCGUGAGCUUGAGCUCCAGUGCUUUGACUAGCAGUUCGAAUCUGGGGAACGAAUUGAGCUCGGGACUCAUAACUUUGAACAGUCAAGGAGAGCUUAAAGGGAAGGUCACGGUCAUGUUCAUGUUCAAGAAGACGAAGACAUCCCAAAUGAAUUGCACUAUGGCUAUCGAUACGACAACAAAGGCAGUCCAAUCCUUGUCAUGUAAAUGA